CCAAAAUCAUGAUCACCAACUAUUUUUUAAAACCUAGCUACAGAGGAUAAAGUCGUUGCUUAAACAUCUUCUCGCCUAUAAAUAGAUCCAAAUAAUGUGAGGUUCCAUACUUCAAAAUCCAAAUCUGGCAAUUAAUUAUAGUUUAGGCUGCAAAUUAUGGAAUCCCAUGAUGAAGAGCAUGCUGCCAAACUACUUAGAGCUCAAACCCACAUAUGGAAUCACAUAUUUAGCUUCAUAAACUCCAUGUCCCUUAAAUGUGUGGUUGACUUAGGCAUACCAGAUAUCAUACACAACUAUGGCCAACCCAUGCCACUCUCAAACCUCAUUGCUUCACUACCAAUCCACCCAUCCAAAACUUGCUUCGUCCAUCGCUUGAUGCGAAUCAUGAUCCAUUCUGGCUUCUUCUCUCAACAAAAUCAUGACUUGGAGAAUGAGCUAGAAGCCAAGUAUGUGCUAACCGAUGCAUCUGUACUAUUGCUUAAGAACCAUCCGAUGAGUGUGACACCUUUCUUGCAUGCCAUGCUUGAUCCAGUUUUGACAAAUCCAUGGAAUCAAUUUUCUACUUGGUUCAAAAAUGGUGACCCUACACCAUUUGAAACGGCACAUGGGAUGAUGCUUUGGGAUUAUGCUGGCGCUGAUCCGAAACUUAAUAGCUUGUUCAAUGAUGCCAUGGCAAGUGAUGCUCGAUUUGUCACUAGUUUGGUGAUUGAGAAAUGUAAGGGAGUGUUCAUGGGAUUGGAGUCAUUGGUUGAUGUUGGGGGAGGCACAGGGACCAUGGCAAAAGCCAUUGCUAAAUCAUUCCCUCGGGUGGAAUGCAUUGUGUUUGAUCUACCACAUGUUGUUUCUGGCUUGAAAGGAAGUGAGAACCUUAAAUAUGUUUCAGGGGACAUGUUUGAGGCAAUUCCUCCAGCUGAUGCCAUUCUGUUAAAGUGGAUAUUGCAUGACUGGAAUGAUGAGGAGUGUGUGGACAUAUUGAAGAAAUGCAAAGAGGCGAUAACGAGGAAAGGCAAAGAAGGGAAGGUGAUCAUCAUAGACAUGGUAGUGGAGAAUGAGAAGAGAGAUGAUGAAUCAGUUGAAACACAGCUCUUCUUUGAUAUGCUGAUGAUGGUGUUGGUCACUGGAAAAGAGAGAAGCAAGAAAGAAUGGGCUAAGUUGAUUUCCUCUGCUGGUUAUAACAACUACAAGAUAACUCCAGUCUUUGGCUUAAGGUCUCUCAUUGAGAUCUAUCCAUAGUAAGUUAAUGAGAUGUGCCAGCACUCUAUCAUUCAUAUAUGUAAGGGCUAUAAUUUUUCUGUUUCGAUUCAUGAGUGAAUGUUGAAUAAGUAACAAUAGCAAUAGACUGAACUCUCUUCAUCAUAGUUGUGUUGUUGGAACAGUACUGUCAAGAAAGGAAAAAAAAAAGAUCUGAGGAUAAGUAUAGUUUGCGUGGUAUAUAUAGCAGGUGAAGAAGAAAAGGAACACGUGGUUAAAGAGCACAGCGAGAGUUUAGCAAUUACUUUUUUUUUUUUUUGGUAACUGAAUUUGCCUUGUAUUAGAUUUGUGAAGAACUAAGUUUGUGAGAGUUGUUAUUGAAUAAGAUUGUUUCUAAAGGGUUUGAUAAAGGUA
Molecule: messenger RNA, 1605 nt
Organism: Glycine soja
Lineage: Eukaryota; Viridiplantae; Streptophyta; Magnoliopsida; Fabales; Fabaceae
Product: probable O-methyltransferase 3
Exons: 2
Coding region: 157-1233 (358 amino acids)
Biological process (GO): methylation
Molecular function (GO): O-methyltransferase activity; S-adenosylmethionine-dependent methyltransferase activity; protein dimerization activity
Source: RefSeq, a predicted model, not a curated record